Schistosoma turkestanicum is the source of this 546-nucleotide messenger RNA. NCBI's taxonomy places the organism in Eukaryota, Metazoa, Platyhelminthes, Trematoda, Strigeidida, Schistosomatidae. The record is from the annotation of a GenBank genome assembly.
AUGGCAUUAGAUCAUUGUAAAAAUUUAGCCUACUAUCUACUAACUACAAAUUAUGCUUCAUAUCAAAAUGAAAAGUUAAAACGUUUAUUUAAUAAUAUUAGUAACAAUAAUAAAAGUGACAAAACACGGAAUAAAUCUUUACCAAAACAUCCUUAUACUACUGCCGAUAUCACUGUCGACAUAUCCUUACAUGGAGACAAUAAUUACUUACUUGCAUUAUCAAAACAUAAGCAACGAAAAAAGCAUUAUAACUUCUUAAUAACAAUGCUUAAACGUGACAGUUUAUUGCCAGAAUCAUUAUGGAAUAACGUUUAUGAUCAACUAUGUGACAAUUUUGUUCAUGAAUUAAAUUCUUCAAAUCGAAAUCAUCAAUUCUCAUCUACUAGUGAAUUUGUUAAUUGUGUUAUUCAAUGUUUGGGACGUUCAUUUUGUUUGAAACAUAAUAUUAUUCAAUUAAUUAAUAGUGGAUUAUCUGAAUCAUUUCAACAUAGUAAUAUUAAUAAUAAUAGUUCAGUGAGUAAAACAGCUUCAAUUAGUUUGUGUUGA